Molecule: messenger RNA, 1548 nt
Organism: Periconia digitata
Lineage: Eukaryota; Fungi; Ascomycota; Dothideomycetes; Pleosporales; Periconiaceae
Source: the annotation of a GenBank genome assembly
CCUGACUCGUGUGGUGGGGGACAUUGUCUCUUCUUGGCGUGUUUGCGGAUGCCUCCCCACUCGAUUUGAAGAUGCAGGGACGAUUACGUCAGUUACUCGAGCUCCUCAUUUCCAGAAAAUAUACCUCGGCGACAUGUCACCAACAGAACAACUUAUCAUUCCCGGAAUAGUCGCGUGGGUAUAAGAAGCUAUAUUCAUUCGGAGUACAUGCCUUCCCGGAUCGCCACGAUAUUGCCCGCAACUCUCGACGCUCGCCUGUACUUCCAACAAAGCAAACUCGCCGCUUCAGCUUCCUUAGCAUACUGCUUUUACCCUCCUACCCGGAAGUCUCUAUUCAGAGGAAGCCCACCUCCACAGAACCUCCAAAGGAGUUUCAGCAACACAACGGCUUUCCGUAAACAAACUCAUUACACAAUGACCGAAGCAACCUACCACCCAUUGUCCGGACUAUGGCAGCCCACCCAGUUGCAGAAGCUUUUCUACGGUGGCGAGAGCGUCACCAAAAACUUGGUAUCAUGCCUCCCAACUGAGGAAAGCAAAGCCUUCAUCAUCACCGGCAAUUCUCUGGCCACCAAGACCCCACUGAUCAAACGAGUGGAGGAACUCUUGGGUUCUCGUCACGCAGGAACCUUCCACAAAAUCGGAGAACAUGCACCUGUAGCACAAUUGGAUGAAGCCACACAGCUUGUAGAAAAGGACUCGUCCAUCGACACGGUUAUCAGUAUCGGUGGAGGUAGCCCCAUCGACUCUGCUAAAGCUAUCUCCCAUCGUCUGCACGAAAAGUCUGGGAAGUGGUUGUACCACAUCACCGUCCCCACCACUUUAUCGGCGUCCGAGUGCACCAUGAUGGCUGGCUUCACUGCCUCUGAUGGGGUCAAGACUGGCGUGCGCGCGCCUGAGAUUGUACCCCAUGUUGUACUGUACGACGCUUCAUUCGCAGCGCAUACCCCUGAGCGAUUAUGGCUAAGCACAGGAAUGCGAGCCAUGGAUCAUGCUAUCGAGACUUUGUAUCAUCCAACUCUUUCUGAGAUGCCAGGGCGCUGGCAGUGCCUACAAGCAGCUGCGAGCUUGUUUGAGAACUUGUCCCUUUACAAGAAGGACCCGAAGAAUGAGGAUGUGAUCACAAAAUUACAGUUGGCUGCGUUUGCGUCCUUAGGCUUCAUGGGCACCAAUCUCAAAGGCGGGCUUGGCCUUUCGCAUGGUUUGGGCUAUGCUCUGGGUUCGCCGUAUAGUAUUCCACAUGGAAUCACGUCUUGCUUGACACUGGGACACGUGAUCAAGCUGAAGGCGGAGGAUGCUUCGGCGGCAGAGCAGAUUGCACGGCUUUUGCCAUUCAUGGGGGAAACCAUGAGUGGCGACGACCGAAAAGAUGCAGAGAAAGUGGGUGACAAGGUGUUGGCAUUGGUCCGGGAACUAGGGUUGGAUCAUGAUCUAAGAAACUACACUGUGAACAAAGAUCAGAUUCCGCUUAUAACGAAGAGAGCCACUGGAGCGGGGGAAGGCAAGGUCUAUGAUCAAGUAAAGAGCUUGGUUGAGGGUUUGUUCUGA